AACAAGAACUCGUGGAACCAACACCGCAGUGUACAGAGCUAAAGACAAGAGUGUUACCACUAAUAUCGGGUCGCCUUCAUCCAUCACUAACUUGCAAGAAGCUCCAGACGAACUCUCUUCCUCGGUGAAGAGCAACGCUCAAGAAUUCAAGGGCAUAUCUUGGUACAAAGAUCAUCCUCUUCAAGAAGCUGUUGCUGGCAAUCAUGUCCAAGUUCUUCACCACAAUCUCACCAAAUUUUGGCUGCUGAAUAAAUUCUCCUAUGCUCGGUGGAUCUUAUAUCCAUACCUCGCCCUGGACCUGGUCACUGCCGUCUCUGUGUACUUCCUUCAGUUGCUCCUCUGGAACACACAUGAUAUCGAAGACGUUUUCAGCGGGGCUACGUGGGCCCAGGUGACUGAGGUCUACCCAAGUCUCUGGUCUGAAAACAGCGACGUGCAGCCUGUCAUGGAAGACGUGCGAGCCAUUGCCGAAAAAGACCCUCACUGCUCUUCCUGGGGGUCUAACAACUCAUCUUCCGAAGACAUCCUCAUGGAGGUCGGGACGUCGUCUUGGAACCGUUCAGUUUGCGCCAUUUUCCACAUGGAAAAAAAGUCCUCCGUAGUCGUAGGCAUGAAAGUAUGGAUGGUCAUCCUUUUUCUAGUUCAUCUCUUCAUAGAAUUAUUCUACCUCAGAAAAACGUCUCAGCCUGUCACUGACGUUCAUCGAGUGAGCCGAUAUCUGCGGCUCUUUCUGAUGCUGGUGCUCGUGCUUUGGUUCAGCAAAGCUGAUUUCUGGCUGGGCUGCAGGCAGGACUUUAUCUGGCAAAUGGGAGUGCUGGCUGUAUUACAGUCGUCAAUUCACGUGGUUUUAACUCUGAACAAAGUGCCUCGAUUUUCCGGCUUUAUGCCCGUUGAUGCAAUGCAUUUGUUUCGAUUCUCAUUAGCACUUGUACCUCUUAUUCUUUUCUUGCUCUCCUUUACCGUGGCCUUCCAUCUGCUUUUGACCAAAAACGCAUCGUUCAGUUCCGUUCCUGUUUCGUUUGUCAAAACGAUCACUUGGAUGUUGGGAGACCUUGGUUACGACGACACCUUCCAGGACGACCAAUCCCCGGUGAACUUCCCAAUCAUGACUCAUAUUCUCUUCCUAGUGUUUAUUUUAUGUAUUGGUGGUCUCCUCUUCAAUUUUGUGCUCGCCAGCCCAACAGAAAAGUUAUUGGAGCUCAGAAAUGAAGAUGACUUCAAUAGGGCUGUUGCACAUUUGCACAUUCAUUUACUCAUUGACGAGUGCGUGCCGCACAUGCGUAAACGUAACGCUCAAUCCCAUGUGAAACACAGUGGAAGCCCACGCCCUCAUCUCUAUGUCAGUUCUCAAACAAAUAAAAACACCUAAACUAAGAAUCAGGUUGAUUACCCCCUGAAAAGGAGAUAUCAUUCAUUGAGGAAAUGCUAAGUCAAGUCUCCACAACUAUGUUCAUUCCAUACCAUACAUUUCAUUACCUUUCUCCUAUAAUUGCAAAAAUCCGAGGCCAUUUGCCCCCUCAUGCAACGGGUAAUUUUCAAUAUUUUCAUGGCUACCAACAGUAUAUUUAACUUCAUUGAAAUCACCUUUGGCUUUGAACUAACAAACGAGUUGCCUUUUGCCUAACGGAUUAAAGGCCACAGAGAAAGCCGCAGACUUCUCGAAUCGCUUCAUAUAAACAAUUUGAAACAAAUAGGAAGCAAUUCUCUGAUUUUCAUUACAUUCGAUUUGAUUAGUUAGUUGGACUAAUUAACAAUUAUUUUAAAAAAUGUUUGUAUAUAAAAAAAAAUUACAUUGCUGGAAAUAUUUUACGGUCAAUCAUGAAUCUUGGCUAUAAGACAGGAAGAGCAUGUUAUUAUUGUGAUCAAAAAUUAGUGUAAUACAUAGUUACAAGAUUUUUAAAUUUACUAUUAUAAUGUUAUUAUCUGUUUUAUUUGUGAUUUUUCUGUGGUGUACUGCAAUACCUGCUGUACGUGAAAUGUUAACGUCACAACAACAAAUUCGGUUGGUUUGUGGGUUUACGUUUCUACAGAACACGUGAAAUCAUUUUAGUGUUGAUUAUUCAAUUUUUAUAGGUGAUUAGAUAAUAAAACACUAUUAUGACAUAUUUGUUAACAUGAUUGUUGAUUGGUUUAUAAGCUGAUAUGACUAAUAGUAAUUUUAUUACUAAUUUUGUGGGAACAAUUUUAAAAAUUUUAACUAAAUCACUUCGUUUCUGGUGACUGCGCUACUUAUAUUUUAAAUGAUUCAAAUUUUACUAAUUAUGAUGUGUUAUGUUGCUUCUGUGUGUUGAUCGUGAGACGGUGAGCGGCUAUUAGGAAAAAACGUAAAUUCUUAUUUUAUUAAGCAUUCAUGUCUGUACAUUUAGUUUUUCUUCGUUUCGAAUUCGUUUAAUAUGUUGAUUCAGUAUAUUUAAUCAGUGUUAAUUUCAUUUGUACUCGUGAAGUUAAAUCAUAAUACGCCCUCUAACUAUAUAUUUCAAAACCGUCAACUAAGUAAUAAAUUCGAUUUCUUGAGGACAUCGAUUUACUUAUAUAAGUAUGACGAAAAUAUUGUUCGGAAAGAGCCUGAUAAAAAAAUUUUAUAGCGUUCUUACUUUGAUUUAGACUUUAACUUCUAAUAUAUUACUUCGGCAUACUUAAUUGUUCCAUUCUAAUCAAUUUCAUGACACCAGAAGUAUGAAUUUUGGCAGUAUAAGAGUCGCAAUUAGCUACUUUAAGCGCAUUUAUAGCUACUUAAUUUAAGCGCAUUAAGCGUGGUAUUAGAGUUCUCUAUCAUGUGGUUAAUUUUCGUUCUGCGUUGAAGUUUUGCGCGUUUGAGUGCAAAAAUAAAGCUGCUAAUUAAUAGGGGCGAUACGAGGCAUAACCUACCGUGUCCUGAUAUUACCCGAGCCUUAUAUAGUUUCCAUUCGCACUGUUUCUUUUAAACAAAUAACUGUAGCAAUUUGCAUAAUUUUGGAUAUCUAAGUCUCCUUCUA
Messenger RNA from Hyalella azteca, 2975 nucleotides. RefSeq lists its product as uncharacterized. NCBI's taxonomy places the organism in Eukaryota, Metazoa, Arthropoda, Malacostraca, Amphipoda, Hyalellidae. The coding region runs from base 446 to 1369 and encodes 307 amino acids. The transcript is spliced from 6 exons. The record is from RefSeq and is a predicted model, not a curated record.